AUGUUCAGCAACCCUCUUAUUCUUACUUUUCUCGCCAUUUCAUGGCUUUCAGGAAACGCGUCAGCAGGAUGCUUCGGGCCGCACGGUCCUCGCAAAUGCAGCUUGUAUCGGGCUGAUUCCCGUGAUCCUCGCACCAUCGAACUUGCCAACGGCUUCAUGACGACGGGUCUCGAGAAGGUAGACGAACCGGCUGUAGUUUGGGGCCGUUCAAAGAGCGCGGUCGUUGCCACUUACCGGGAUUACAUCAAAGACAAGCCCUUCUAUCUCUAUUAUAUUGACACUGGCAAAGGCCGCAUUGCGAGUCAAUGGAUUGAAUACCAGGAACGGGUUCAGAAUAUCAAGCAGAACCAAUGUGGUGUUCCAACAAAAUCACUUGACAUGAACUUGCUACGGGCGCAAACGAUGACGAUGGAGACCCAGAAGGUCGAUUGUCACAAGGAAUUGAUGAAAAAUGCUGCGAAGCUGGUUCCAAUUACCUGGGAUAGCAUUAUGGGCUAUGAGACUGUUAAGCCCAACGAGCAGCCAUCCGAGUGGCAUGAGAACCCGGAAUGGAGAAAAAAUAGAGACAAGAUAUGGUUUUAA
Molecule: messenger RNA, 582 nt
Organism: Pyricularia grisea
Lineage: Eukaryota; Fungi; Ascomycota; Sordariomycetes; Magnaporthales; Pyriculariaceae
Exons: 1
Coding region: 1-582 (193 amino acids)
Source: RefSeq, a predicted model, not a curated record